UGGAAACUGCGAAGAAAAAACAAUGGGAUUGUCCGGGAAACAGAAGGAAAGGAAAGUUCCGAGAAAAUGUGGUUCACAGUUUCAACCUCUAAACCAGACAACAUAAUCACAGUUUCCUGAUUUAAUCUCACACGUCGGAUCGAAGCACAUGACGUGUCACGGAUUCCCCCUCCUAGAAAGUUCGCCUAUAAAUACAACCCAACUUCGAUAAAAAAUCCUUAAUAUCGAUCUUCACCAAACACUGAUCAGAAGCCAAAUUCGAAUAGUUCAGCAAAUCAUCUUCAGCUCAAACAUGAAACUCGCAUGGUCUCCAGAUUCUGCAUCAAAAGCAUACCUGGAUACUGUCAAAUCCUGUCAGGUUUCCUGUGAAUCAGGAGCGGCGGAGCUUGUGGCGGCCAUGGCCGCCGGCUGGAACGCGCAGUUCAUCGUGGAGACAUGGAUGCAAGGAGGAGCGAUCGCCACGAGCAUAGGGUUAGCAAUCGCAAGAUCGCACACCGGAGGGCGGCACGUGUGUGUUGUUCCUGACGAACGGUCGGGAUCGGAGUACGCGAAAAGCUUGAGCGACGCCGGCGUGUCGUCGCCGGAGAUAUUGGUGGGCGAGGCGGAGGAAGUGAUGGACGGUUUAGUAGGAAUAGAUUUCUUGGUGGUAGAUUGUAGGCGGAAGGAUUUCUCGAGGGUAUUCAGAUUGGCGAAAUUGAGUGGAAAAGGAGGAGUUCUGGUGUGCAAGAACGCGUAUUCGAAAUCGGCUUCGAGAUUUAGGUGGCGGAGCGUAGUUGAUGAGGAAUCGUCCCGGCGUGUGGUUCGGUCGGUGUUUCUUCCGGUGGGGAAGGGUCUUGACAUCGCGCAUGUUUCCUCCGCCGCCGCUGCCGCCGGCGGUGAUUCCGGCUCGAAGAGAUGGAUUAAACAUUUUGACCAGCGUUCAGGGGAGCUAUAUGUUAUCAGAAAAUAAUUCAUUUUAUUAUUUUUUUUCCCCAAGUAGCAUUAUGCAAAAUAUCCCUGUAGUUGGGCCGGCAGGAAAAAAAAAAAUAAAUAAAGGUGCUCUGUAAAUAUAUAUACAUACGUAUUUAUUGUUGGAGAAUAUUACAAAUCAACUCCAUUGGGUUCCU
Messenger RNA from Neltuma alba, 1106 nucleotides. RefSeq lists its product as uncharacterized. The transcript has 2 exons. Bases 293 to 949 code for a protein of 218 amino acids. The record is from RefSeq and is a predicted model, not a curated record. Lineage: Eukaryota; Viridiplantae; Streptophyta; Magnoliopsida; Fabales; Fabaceae.